Strongylocentrotus purpuratus (purple sea urchin) is the source of this 2327-nucleotide messenger RNA. RefSeq lists its product as uncharacterized. NCBI's taxonomy places the organism in Eukaryota, Metazoa, Echinodermata, Echinoidea, Camarodonta, Strongylocentrotidae. The coding region runs from base 179 to 1933 and encodes 584 amino acids. The transcript has 2 exons. Gene Ontology annotation, molecular function: zinc ion binding. The record is from RefSeq and is a predicted model, not a curated record.
UAGGUCUAUAGGGGGACGCAACUUUUACGUCACUUCCGGUUUCCCACGGUCGCCGCCAUUUUGUCGCGGUGAAAACAUCGUCUGCGCUAGGUGAAUACAAAUACACGUAGGUCUACACGCUAUAGCUAUAUCGAGAUCAGUAUUACCAGUGUAAUUGCGUUCAUUUUUCUAGCUCAAAAUGUCAUUCAACUACACGGAACAGCUCAGUUACGAUGCAAGGCACCGUUACAAAGUAAAGUUGGACUCCGUUGGCCUGGAAAAAUGCCCUUACAAGCAUCCAGCAGAUGUUUGGAUAGAUGAUCCAAAGGCUUGGCCGCGCAUUGAAUAUGCCGAUGUCUACUGCUACUUAGUUGAAAGCCACGGGCCAUUCUCACAUGCCACGAUGAAAAACUACCGCAGCUUGGAGGCGCACCAACAAUUUCAAUCAGGCUGGGUGCAGACUGUUUAUCAUCAGGUCACGUCCAAGGGGUUUAUCAUCUUCAGCGCAGCUGUCAAACCGUCUCAGCGCUUGAAUGACGCUGCCCACAGUCCCUGGGUGGCAACCGAUAAUACCGGACAGGUUGUUGCAGCUCACUGUACGUGUAUGGCGGGACUGGGGGAGUCGUGCAGUCAUGUUGCAGCAGUACUCUUCAAAGUUGAGGCAGCAGUACGUCUAGGAUAUACGACACAAGCUUGUACUGAUGUUGCCUGCCAGUGGAACAAUAGGUUCGUGUCAAAUGUUGAACCAGCAAAGAUUAGGAACAUUAAGUUUUACAAGGAGAAGGCAAAGGACAGCAUCAAAAAGGACAGUGUUAAGAAAAGGAAGUGGUCUCACUGCACCAAGGACGAAGAAGAUGCUUUUAUUUCUUCUCUCAUGGAAACCGACAAGAAACCGGUGGGACUUAGUUUGUUUGAGGGACUUCCUUGCCACCUAUUUAAAAGGAACCCAGCCAUGACACCCCAACGUAAACUCCCAGCUCCACUCCCAGCUCCACUCCGUUCCUACUACACGCAAAGCACUGAACUCCAACCACAGAAAUUCACAGACCUUCAUCAGAUCACCAUAUCAAAGGAAGAGAUCGUCGAGAUCGAGAAGGCCACAGAAAAACAAGCGGACAGCGUGGUCUGGCAUGACCAGAGAGCUGGCCGAAUCACUGCAUCACGCGUGUACGAUGUCCUCCACACAAAUCAAGAUAACCCAGCAAAGUCAGUUCUCCUCAGUAUAACAAACCCCAACAUAGCCCCAAUCAACACUGCUUCCCUGAAGUAUGGUAGGGAUAACGAAUCUCAUGUACUUGAGGAAUAUUCUCGAACAUGCAGCCACAAUGACAUAAAGAUCACUCACACUGGACUACGACUGGAUGCAGAGCGUCACUGGCUUGGGGCAAGCGCCGAUGGACUUGUGGAGUGCAGCUGCCACGGAAAAGGAGUGAUAGAAAUUAAGUGCCCCUACUCUGCAAGAAGCAUGUCAAGAGAGGAAUACCUCAAGAGCGAGUACUGCUGCCUAGAUGCGAACUCCAACCUUAAGUAUGGACAUCGCUAUUACGAUCAAGUUCAGAUGCAGAUGCGUGUUUACAAUGUUGAUUACUGUACAUUUAUUAUCAAAGUAGGGAACGAACUCAUGAUUAACCAAGUGCAAUAUAAUGAUUUUUAUGUACAUGCUGUUGUCUCAAAGCUUGAGAAGUUUUGGAGAGCGAACAUUAUAUGUGAACUUGUAACCCGGGUAGUAGAAAUAAGGAAGAGCAAAGAAGAUGUGAAAAAGAUGGAUGGAGAUACUCUGUUCUGCUACUGCCAGGAGCCAUACGACCAAAAUGACGACAGUCCGGACAAUGUAAUGGUCGGCUGUGAUGGUGCAAAGUGCAAAUAUGAAUGGGUUCAUCUACGAUGUAUUGUUCCGAAACGAAAGACAGUACCUAAAGGAAGAUGGUACUGCAAGGGCUGUAAAAAUGCUUAAAGGUGUCCUUGAUGUUCGUAUUUUGUUGCCAUGCAUACCUAGUUGCUAACAAAUUUGUAACAAUAUUUUUGUGAAAUGUUUUCUCUUUUCAAAAAUUAUAUUUGAACACUUCAUUGGCAAUGGAUCGUGGAAACAAAUCCCUUGGCUUUUCAGUUUAUGCAUGAAGUCUGUAUGUGUUAUGCACAUGAUAGGUGUUUUAGUCCACACCUGACGUUUAACUUUUUUUUAAAUUACCGUAAGCAAGAUAAAACACUAUUUGACAGUGUACAUGGGUACGUACAUGUAGUACAUAUCUUUUUUUAAAUGCGAAGGUAAAGAUUUUAUGAUUGUGAUUGAUGUUAAUCAAGUUCACUUUAUAACCUUUACUUGGUCUUCGAAGAGACGCUUUAUAUCA